Messenger RNA from Fusarium falciforme, 1458 nucleotides. RefSeq lists its product as hypothetical. Bases 1 to 1458 code for a protein of 485 amino acids. Gene Ontology annotation, molecular function: heme binding; monooxygenase activity; oxidoreductase activity, acting on paired donors, with incorporation or reduction of molecular oxygen. The transcript has 7 exons. NCBI's taxonomy places the organism in Eukaryota, Fungi, Ascomycota, Sordariomycetes, Hypocreales, Nectriaceae. The record is from RefSeq and is a predicted model, not a curated record.
AUGUUGCUCCUGUCACCGGCCUUCAUUGCGGGGGCUGCUGGUCUGCUCCUCAUCAUCCAUGUCGUCGUCCGCCUCACCUCGGCCAUGGCAAAAGUGCCCGGCCCGGUUGUGUCCAACUUCACCUCGCUCGUGUUGAAAUGGAACGAACUCGGCGCAAACCGUACCAUGUACCUCCACGACUUGCACAAAAAGUAUGGCCCGGUUGUCCGUGUUGCACCCAAUGAGGUGUCCUUCACCUCAGCGGCUGCUCUCAAGGAAAUCUAUGGCUCCGGCGGUAGUGGAUAUGACAAGACCGAGUUUUAUGACCUCUUUCAAGUUUAUGGCAAGCGGACCAUGUUCUCUACGCUGAACAAGGGCGAUCACGCAAAGCGAAGGAGGAUGAUCGGUGAUCGAUACGCCAACAGCAAUGUGAUGAAAACUGCGCCUUUGGCUGGGAUACAGCUGCGAUCCAAGAAGUUCGUCGAGCGCUGUGUUAGCUCCCCUGAUGGUACAGCCGAUGUGUUUAGGACGCUCCAUGCCUAUGCCUGCGAUUGUGUCACACACCAGCUCUUCCAUCCAUAUGGCAGCAACUGCUUGCAGAACCAGGACGAUGAAGAGAUGAUGCACCAGGUAGCCGCUGAUGAUAGCCUGAAAAACCGGCUGGUUCAGCACUACAGCCCAACUCUCCACCGAGUUGUAUCCAAUGUACUUGCCAGCUUCGCAAAGCCUCGAUCUAUCCCCUUGGCCGACAACUUUGUCAUUGAGAAUGCCAAAGAGGAUGGUGCAGCUGAUUUCACGGUGUUGAACCGGCUCAAGGAGAAGAAUAGCGUCCUAGACACCAUCGACAUGGCAGCCGAGUGCCUCGAUCACAUGGCGGCUGGUAUUGAUACGACCGGCGAUGUUCUCUGCUUCUUGAUGUGGGAGCUCUCGCAACCUCGAUCCAUCAAGUACCAGCGUCUCCUCCGAGAAGAGUUUCGAAACAAUCCCAACGCACCCUUUGAUGAACUAACUCUCUUGGAUGCUGUACUCAACGAGGGCUUGCGGUGCUUUCCUGCUAUCCCCAUGUCUCUUCCUCGAUAUGUUCCCCAGGGCGGCCGUGUCAUUGACGGAUUUUCAUUACCAGAGAAGACGGUGGUUAGUUGUCAAUCCUUUUCUGUUCAUCGAAUCAACGACGACGUUUUCCCCGAUCCCGACAAGUUCUACCCUGAACGAUGGCUUGAGACUGAAGGAGACGCCGACCGACGACGACUUCAGUGGGCUUUCUCCAGCGGAGGGCGAGGAUGCAUUGGAAAGCAUCUUGCCAUGGCAGAGAUGAAGACAUUGCUGCGUGAUGUCUAUUCGCAGUAUGAAACCGAGCCAGAUGAAUCGAUGAGCAGCGAGUCUAUGGCCAUGGAUGACCAGCUCAUCUCAUCGCGACCCCUUGGAAAGCGAUGUCUCCUCAAAUUCGCCCCCGUGACAGAGGAAGAGAAGAAACAGUGA